Molecule: messenger RNA, 772 nt
Organism: Rhizophagus irregularis DAOM 181602=DAOM 197198
Lineage: Eukaryota; Fungi; Glomeromycota; Glomeromycetes; Glomerales; Glomeraceae
Source: RefSeq, a predicted model, not a curated record
CUUUCAGAGUGAAAAUUGCAAUCCUUUCGGCAGAAGUUGCAAUCCUUUCAGCGGAAUUAAAAAAAAACCUUUCAACGGAAAUUGAAAACCUUUCAGCGGAAGUUGCAAACCUUUCGGCAGAAUUAAGAAAAAUUGAUAUAUUAAGUAUGUACAGAGACACAAUUUGUUGCUUUAAAGUUUUUAUUACAGAAAAAAUAAAAGAAGUUAAUAAAGAGAUGGAAAAUUGGACUAGAAUUAAAAAUACUCUAAAUGUUGAGCGAUACAAAAACCUUAAAGUAGUAACAAACCAACUAGAAAAUAUCUUAGAACCUGGAUUGACAUAUGAAGAGUUUAAUAGUUUGCUAGGACUGAAAAAUAUAAGCAAUUCUACGUUUUACAAAGAAUUCAAUUUGGAAAAUUUACCGGAAAUAAAAUCACAUCUCAAAAAUACACAGUUUCCGGAUGGUUGGGAACUCACAAAACAGGCGCUUACGAAAAUUAUGGACCCUCUUGAAGAGUGGUUAUUGUUGCAACAACUUCCUGAAGAAACAGUUACAAAAACAUAUAGCGAGUAUCUGGUCGAAAGAUCAAAAAGGUCUACCAAUAUUCCUCUUCCUGAAUUCAGAAGACCAAAUGAGGGAGUUGAUAAAUCAAAAUGGAAAGAUAUGGUUCCCAUUAAAGAAGCUAGUAAAGGUCGAAAAGGGUAGGAUAAUCAAUAUGUUUGUGUAAAAUUAAAGUGAAUUGAGUUUUGCACAAACUGUAACCAAAACUUUUUUUUUUGUUAGAUUACUUU